Molecule: messenger RNA, 1293 nt
Organism: Kluyveromyces marxianus DMKU3-1042
Lineage: Eukaryota; Fungi; Ascomycota; Saccharomycetes; Saccharomycetales; Saccharomycetaceae
Product: DUF1992 domain-containing protein
Exons: 1
Coding region: 1-1293 (430 amino acids)
Source: RefSeq, a predicted model, not a curated record
AUGAGACGGAUAGGCUGUGAUCUUGCAUUAAGGUCGAUUAAUGGCAUUAGCAUUGGCAUUGGCAACCAGCCUUUCUAUAGCCAUGGAUAUUGUCGAAGUUGUCUCAGAAGGUACUCGAGCGAUAAUGGCGAGGCCGGAUACAUGAAGAAACGGCUACAGGAGUUGUCGGAGACUAAUACUGUGGAUAAGGACGAUCCGUUGAUGAAGAUAAUUCAUGGUGGCAGCAUAGUUGAUGAAAGCGAACCAUUAAGAAAGAUCCAUGGGAAGCUCCAGGAUGUGACGUUUCAAGAAAAGCAUCGAGAACAGUUGUCUAUUACUAAGGGCAGCGUGAACACGAAUAAGCAUGCUCGAGACAUAGCAUCAUCGAAGUCUUGGAGUGGAGAUGAGCAUGUGUUAGAUACAGCAUUGCGGAUGGUCUUGGAUUCUGCACCCAAGGCGAUUCCGAUGCCAAACGGUAGUGUCAAUAACCGUUUCAAGAACACUAGUAGGAGAAAACUAAGCGUACAGGAUCGCUUAGAGCAAGUACAAGAUAAGACUAUGCGGUACAAACAGGAUCUAUCGACAGAUGAGAUUGAGAAGCGUGAAGCUGCAGCGUUCCGGGCUUUAUACACAGAGAAGUUCACGCCGAUUGGUUCUUUUGAAAAGCUACGGUCAGUCGCAGACGCUAGGAUUGAGGAAAGUAUAAAAAGAGGAGAGUUCAACUCGACUAAGAAGUUGCACGGUAAGAAGGUCGAUGUUUCUAAUGAGAAUGCGCACCUAGAUCGAACGACGUAUCAUUUGAACAACAUCUUGGUGAACCAAAACAUCGUUCCGCCGUGGAUUGAAAAGCAGGGAAGCGUCUCCUCUGAUAUCGCUGCAUUCAGAAAGCAGUUGGUGGGGAAGCUGGAGGCGGAGCUGCUCAAUCAGAUGCGCAAAAGGAAACUAUUCUCACAUGCGUACGCGACAGUACAGGAUGCGUUGGAUUCCAUUAACACAGACCGUGAUACCUUCUUGGAUACUUGUUUCCGUUCUUGGUGCAAGUCCGUGCAACCCUUCUUAAACUCAAAUAUACCGAGACUAAACAGUGGAUUGCGUAGCUAUAAUCUUCAGGCUCCAUUACACACACAAAAGCUUUAUCUUGUUGCUGACCGUGAACUGGAACGCACCAGGAAAAGCGUCAACAUGGAUAAUUUGUUUGCACAAGAAUAUGCCCGAAUUAAAGAUCUGAAUCCCCCUGGUUCGUCUGCAAAAGAAAAUCUUGGCUCCAAAGAUCACAGUAGAUUCUCACUUUUCAACAUAUUCAAAUCGUAUUGA